Plasmopara halstedii is the source of this 3105-nucleotide messenger RNA. RefSeq names its product sulfatase-like protein. Lineage: Eukaryota; Oomycota; Peronosporomycetes; Peronosporales; Peronosporaceae. The coding region runs from base 1 to 3105 and encodes 1034 amino acids. The record is from RefSeq and is a predicted model, not a curated record. The transcript has a single exon.
AUGCCAAUGAUUUAUCGUCGCAAUCGAGGUCUCUCACCUACGCGAGAUUGUGAUGAUGGUACGCGUGGCAUUACGUCGAUGACUCUCGAUACAAAUGCUUCAUUUUUUAAUGAUUCCCAGCGCUGGUGGACAGGACGUAGUGUGGUCGUCGCGUCUCGAAAAGUGUACCAGAUUCUGUUGCUUGCUGCUCUCGUAUAUAUGUUUCUCGGUCUGCCUGUCCUAGGUCGUGUACUAAAUUUUGCACGAUUUGUUCAUCGUUUUCCACCAUUAAAAAUUGUACAAGGACUUGUGGUAGGAUUGAUGCAGGAUGUGGCAAUUUUUUUACAGGCUUCAACUUGUAUUUGCCUAGUUAAACUCCUGUUUGAUUCGGAGAAUUUGACACAACAAGGGGGUUUAGCAGGAAAUAAUGGUCGAAAUGUCUCGUCUCGUGGCUUUUUACGUGAUCGAAGUGGUCCACCACGGUUUCUACCAGUAUAUAUGCCGGUUUUACCAACUGAAUAUGAUCUUCGGGAUGAAAAUAUGGAAGCACUUGCAUCUGGUGUCACAACAAACCACCGAACAUUACUAAGUUUAGGAACAAGUAAUCGUCCGGUACUUGUGGUUCGAGUCAAACGAAUGGUACAUUCUAUUGUCAUCUUGACACUUUUUUACUUGAUUUUACUUCUUGCAACUAUUGCAAGUGUUGCUGAUUUUUGUCUUCAAGUUUCAAUGCAUCCACGUUUAAAUCGUGCAUUUGUGGAAUUAUUUUUCAAUUAUGCAAAACAAUUUACGGCAUCAUUAACUGACGAAGAAGUUAUGACACGAACAAUUCUUGGAUCUUGGGUCAUUUAUUUUGUAAUAAUUACUUUACUUACGAUUGGAAUUUAUACAGAACAUUUACCAUUAACGUUUAAUUUCUUACAAUUACCCACUCGAGUUUGGAAUUGUUUCUUUCAUCGAGUUCAUACAAGAAAAGAUUCAAGUGUUUCAUCUUCUUAUGUUUCGAAUUUAUUUGCUUCGUAUUGGUAUCGUUCACGAAUCAAACGACAACAAAAUAUCUCAAGUAAUCAUCAAAUCUCCAAUAGUUUGAGAUGUUCAUCAAGUUCUCAAGUAUAUUUGAAAUCUGGACCAUUGACACUUCUAAGUCGAUGUAUUAUUGUGACAUUAGGAGCUACAGUGUUUGCUCUCGUAGCUUCAAUUUUCUUAUAUACGGAAUGUGGUGUCGAUAUGAAACUUUUGAAUAAUGCGAUGUUUACACUUCAAACAGAGCAAUUUUUUUAUCAUACGACGACAAUUCAUCGAGAAGAAUUAAAUUGUACAGCAGCAAGUCAAACAUUAUUGUCAACAUUAAGUGAUUUUGAAACAUAUGAAGUGGAGAAACUUGGCAAUGAUGAUCAUUGUGCAUUAUUAUGGAGAAAAACAAUUGGAUAUCAAGGUGAUUCAAUCUUUGAAUUGAAUUUAACUAGAAAUUCGACUCAAAAUGAACAACAAAAUGUUUCAAAUGACAAUGUACAAGUUCAACCCAAUAUUAUUGUGAUUAAUUUAGAAUCAUGGAGACAUUUAGAUGUUGGUGUUCUUGGUGGUGCUACAAAAAAAGCAAAAUCUGGAAAGAGUGCAACUCCUCGCUUUGAUGAACUUGCAAAGACUGGUGUACUGUACACAAAACAUUAUACUCCAUGUGUUCAAACUUCACGUACUUUAUUAACAACAUUGUUUGGGAUGAUUCCAUCAUGUACUGAAACAACUGCAUUAAAAGAAUAUAGUACGACAUUGAAUUUACGUGGAUUACCCCAUUUCUUAAAACAACGAGGAUAUUAUAAUCUUUUCUGGAGUGCAGUGGAUUUAACAUGGGAAUAUUGGGAUAAAUUCUUAGUAAAGAAUGAAUUUGAUAAAUUGGUUGAUGAACGAAAAAUACGCAAAAUGUUACAUGAAACUCGAAAUUACAAGAAUAGUCCGGAUGAUUUUUUUUCAUGGGGAAUGCAUGAUCAUUUAUCGUUUGAAAUGUUAUUAUUUGCUAUUGAAUCAGCUCAUAAUACAAGUGACAAUAUUACAAAUAUCGAAAAUAUGAAUUCGAUGGAUGAUAUUGAUAUUGUGACGAAUAUUACAAAGUUUGAUGUGACACAAGUACAUGACAAACAACAUGAUGAUAGUAUCAGAAAUACAUCAAGAUUGAAUGAUACAACGAUGAAAAUAUCACUUUCUGGAUGGGAAGGUCUUCGUGAACCAUAUUUUAUUGAUAUGUAUACAAUCACGAGUCAUAAUCCAUGGCGAAUUCCAAAGUUUUAUACUUUACCUGAUUUGUCAGAAUUGUAUUCACCUUAUAACAAAAAAUACUUGAAUGCAAUGUAUUUUACAGAUGAAAUGCUUGGAGAUUUUAUUACUUCAUUACGUACUAAAGGAUUAAUGAAGAAUACAAUUAUUGUGAUUCAAGGUGAUCAUGGAUAUGGUCGUUUAGAACAUGAUAAUAAUCCAUCUACUGCUGAUUCAGGAGUAUGGGAUGAAGCGUCUCGUGUACCAUUUUUAUUGCUUGCAGAUGAUUUUCUUCGAGAUGAAGAUAAAGGAAAAGUUGUUACUCAAUUAACAAUGCAGUCAGAUCUGAUGGCAACAAUAGCUGAUAUCUUAGGAGUAACAUCUGAGAAACCAUUGUAUCAACAUGGAUAUGGACAUUCAAUGAAACGACAUCAUACAUUUAUGAAAGUAAAUGAUGAUCAAGAUAUAGAGAAGAAAGUUGAAAGUUUAAGAGAUGAAGGUGAUCAAGAACGACGUGUGAUUUUAUGUAAUCCAUUUAAUGGGAUGAGUAAAGGUGUACGUACGGAAGAAUAUAAGUAUAUUUUUCAUCCAGAUGGAUCGUAUAAUGUCUUUGAACCAUUUCUUGACUCUGGGGAGAAGAAACCAUUACGAGCUGGUUUUGAUAUUGAAGAAAUGGAUGAUGAUACACGUGAUAUGUUUGAUUAUGUGACGAAAGCAGUGGAUUUGAAUCAAUUUCUCUUUGAAGCCAAUCGAUUUAUGACACCACUACCAUUGAAUCGAAAUUUUGCUACAGAAUCUCAAGUACAAAAUGUCACGACGGAAGAAACAGUAGAAUUUAAACAGAUUCGUGGCUUACCAGCACCCGUGAAUGACUAG